AUGGUCCAACCAGAAGAACCCGAAUUCCAGCAAGCCUACAACGAGCUCCUCUCCACGCUGAAGGAGUCGACGUUGUUCGCCAAGCACCCAGAGUACGAGAAGGUGAUCCCUGUGGUGUCCAUCCCGGAGAGAAUCAUCCAGUUCAGAGUGACGUGGGAAGACGACAGCGGCGCCAUGCAGGUGAACAGGGGCUACAGAGUGCAGUUCAACUCAGCCUUGGGCCCAUACAAGGGCGGGUUGAGAUUGCACCCCUCUGUGAACCUCUCGAUCCUCAAGUUCUUGGGGUACGAGCAGAUCUUCAAGAACGCUUUGACCGGCCUCCCAAUGGGCGGUGGUAAGGGUGGCUCCGACUUCAACCCUAAGGGCAAGUCCGACAACGAGAUCAGAAGAUUCUGUGUCGCAUUCAUGAGACAGUUGGCCAGAUACAUCGGUCAGUUCACAGACGUGCCUGCCGGUGACAUCGGUACCGGUGGCAGAGAGAUCGGCUUCAUGUUCGGCGCCUACAAGCAGAUGCAGAACCAAUGGGAAGGUGUCCUCACCGGUAAGGGCUUGUCCUGGGGCGGCUCCUUGAUCAGACCAGAAGCCACCGGGUACGGUCUUGUCUACUACGUCGAGAAGAUGAUCGAAAAGGCCACCAACGGCAAGGAGACCUUUGCCGGUAAGAGGGUCGCCAUCUCCGGGUCCGGUAACGUUGCCCAGUACGCUGCCUUGAAGGCCAUCGAGUUGGGCUCCACCGUCGUGUCGCUCUCGGACUCCACGGGCACCAUCAUCAACCAGAAGGGUAUCUCUCCGGAGCAGAUCUACGCCAUCCAGGCCGCCAAGCUCCAGUUCAAGUCCUUGAAGGAGAUCAUUGCCACCGACAAGUCUUUCACCACCCAGUCCACCAAGUGCGAGUACUUGCCAGGCGAGAGACCUUGGGUCCACGUCGGCGCCGUCGACGUCGCCUUGCCUUCUGCCACCCAGAACGAGGUCUCCGGUGAGGAGGCCAAGGCUCUCGUUGCCGCCGGCUGCAAGUUCAUCGCCGAGGGCUCCAACAUGGGCUCCACCCAGGAGGCCAUCGAUGUCUUCGAGGCCGAGAGAAAGUCUGCCUCCGCCCUCGGCGCCUCCAUCUGGUACGCCCCAGGUAAGGCCGCCAACUGCGGUGGUGUCGCCGUCUCCGGCUUGGAGAUGGCCCAGAACUCCCAAAGAGAGUCCUGGACCGCCGAGGAGGUCGACCAGAAGUUGAAGGACAUCAUGGUCAACUGCUUCGAAAACUGCUACGAGACCUCUGUCGCCUACUCCGCCGAGACCAACAAGGGCUCGCUUCCUUCCCUCGUCAUGGGUGCCAACGUUGCUGGUUUCAUCAAGGUUGCCGACGCCAUGAAGGACCAAGGUGACUGGUGGUGA
Pichia membranifaciens NRRL Y-2026 is the source of this 1386-nucleotide messenger RNA. RefSeq lists its product as hypothetical. Gene Ontology annotation, molecular function: L-glutamate dehydrogenase (NADP+) activity. Bases 1 to 1386 code for a protein of 461 amino acids. The transcript has a single exon. NCBI's taxonomy places the organism in Eukaryota, Fungi, Ascomycota, Pichiomycetes, Pichiales, Pichiaceae. The record is from RefSeq and is a predicted model, not a curated record. Gene Ontology annotation, cellular component: cytosol.